UAAGCUCUGACGGCUCCGAACACACUACCCUUAAAAAUGACGGAAGACAUAGACGUCGUCUUCAAGGAACCAAAGACGUUCAAACAGAUGCUGAAGCCGCUCAAUUGGUUCUGCUGGCUGAUGGGAGCUGGAGCCGGUAGAAUCGGAGGCUGGAAGAAGUGCUCGAUCCUGAUAAGGCUCUUCCACUUCACGGUGUGCUCGGUGGUAAUAGCCUACGGGAUAAUCGACUUCUUCACCAUCGGGAACAUCCUGCCGAGCGAGAUGUUCAAGAUAAUGUACUACAUGAACAAGGCUGUCACCUACGUCACGUCCUAUUAUUACGUAUUUCUCGGCGUGAUCCAUAAGAAAAGUUGGGAGAAAUUCAUCGAGAGGAUCGAUCACCUUGACAGGAAGAUACGGAGGGAAACGUCCUUCGACGAUCGCUCCACCAAAGUCAAGCAGAGCUUUGCCCUAGGCCUCACCAUACUUAUGGGUCCCAUUUCAGCCGUCUCUCAUAUCUUGUACUACAAGCUGACCGAUCCCACGCAGAUAUUCACCUCGGAUCUACUCGUCUAUUACACGAUAGCUCAGUCACUCAUCUCAAACUUUUGGUUCGACGUCGUUGUCUCCACGGUUCACCAGAGGUUUAAAAUUGUCAAUAAACUCAUUAAGCAGAUCGGAGACUCGUACGCCGCGCCCUGGAUCGUCCUCAAGAUCCAACGACUCAGGGAGCUGCAUCAUGAAAUCUGUGGACUGGUCAGCAUAGUGAACAAAGUUCACGGUACGCACUUGCUUUUGAGCUCUGCAAACUCGUUCAUGAUGGUCUUGGCUACGCUGUUCAGAAUCUACAUAGGGGUUGUGGAAUUGAAUUUUGGAUUUAUAAUGAUAAACAACGUGAUUUGGAUCGUUUAUGCGACUCAGUUUGCUCUGAAUUGUUUCGUGUGCACUUUCACCUGCCGCGAGGCAACAUCGACGGGAAUCCUGAUCCAUGAGGUCGGGCUUAAGAACAAUCAGCUAACGAACAAACGUCUGUACAAUAACACCGGGGUGCAUAAUAACAGACGGUCACUGAGCUACCAACCGGAAGCAAAAACCUACGAAGGAUCCUGCGUGCAGAACGAAAUCGCUCAUUUUUCCUCACAGCUGCAACAAAAUCGCGUGUCUUUCAGUGCCUGCCAUUUUUUUGAACUCAACAACGCGCUUCUGCAAGGCUUCGUUGGGGUCAUCACGACGUACCUGAUUAUCUUGAUUCAGUUUUACCAACCGGACCGAAAGUCGACAAACUUGGGCCUCACCGCCAGCAUGUCUAAUACAACUGAACCAUUUGACAUCUAUAACUCAACGGCUGCGGAUAGUUAGA
Molecule: messenger RNA, 1339 nt
Organism: Diprion similis
Lineage: Eukaryota; Metazoa; Arthropoda; Insecta; Hymenoptera; Diprionidae
Product: putative gustatory receptor 28b
Exons: 3
Coding region: 37-1338 (433 amino acids)
Biological process (GO): sensory perception of taste
Cellular component (GO): membrane; axon; neuronal cell body
Source: RefSeq, a predicted model, not a curated record